CACCCCUUCACUUCUUAUAUCUCUUGAGCCCUAUUCUCUCUUCCAUCCUCGCCUCCUUCAUUUCAACAUGGCCGAUAACGAUGACAUGUUCCCUGAAUUCCCAGCUGACCUCAAGAUAGAAAACAUUGAGUUCGCUCUUAAAUCACAGCCUCUAACGGUGCAGAAUCCUCCGGAAACUGGUAUUAUUCAGUCAUACGGACCUGAUGACGAUGAAGAAAUUGAAGAUGAUGAAGAUCCAGACGACGAAGAUGCUUUCUCCAACAAUUCUUCUGAUGACGAUUCUGAUGACUCAGACGAAAAGUCUGUAAAUGAAGAUAUAGAAUUGGAGGACGCAAAAACUACCGCACAAGAUGAUCAAGUUCUUCGAGGAACCUCGAGGAACCCAGCAAUUGGGUUAUGCGAGGAACCCAGGAUGAUGAAGAGGAUGGAGAAAAGGAUGGCAAAGAGGAUGGUGAACAUGAUGAAGAGGAUGGUGAAGAUAAACAGUGACAUUAUGAUGCUCAAGGAUGAGGGUGAGGACGAGGAUAAGGAUGAGGAGAAAGAAGAAGAUGAAGAAAUUAAAAUUAAUUAUGUUUAAAUUCAUUUAAUUCAUAAUUAAGAAGUAAAAUUUUU
Molecule: messenger RNA, 612 nt
Organism: Rubroshorea leprosula
Lineage: Eukaryota; Viridiplantae; Streptophyta; Magnoliopsida; Malvales; Dipterocarpaceae
Source: the annotation of a GenBank genome assembly